Molecule: messenger RNA, 3526 nt
Organism: Acipenser ruthenus (sterlet)
Lineage: Eukaryota; Metazoa; Chordata; Actinopteri; Acipenseriformes; Acipenseridae
Product: coiled-coil domain-containing protein 66-like
Exons: 20
Coding region: 212-3172 (986 amino acids)
Biological process (GO): cilium assembly
Cellular component (GO): cilium; microtubule
Molecular function (GO): microtubule binding
Source: RefSeq, a predicted model, not a curated record
ACACAAACAUGUCGAAUGUUUGCUGAUUGGCUCCUAAGCGACCUAUCAGCUGAGGUGUUACUGACCGUGGACAGCAACCAACGUACACAGUGGAGCUCCAGGAAGUGCAUCCAGUUUAACACUGAGGAGUGAUGACUGGAUCUUGACAGUCUCGCGAAUAUAUUACUAAACCCAGAAAGCAGAGCUGUAUACAUGCAAGCAAAGUUCAGCAAUGAACUUGGGGGAUGGUUUAAAGUUUGAACUUCAGAAUGGAAAACCUACACUUGUUUUGGCACAUUAUGGGCUGGACCCAAAGGAUACAAAGAAGGUACCAGUAGUAGAAUUGAUGCCGUUCAAAACCAAAACCCAGAAACAGCCACUGAAGUCCAAGCAAGCGGCUCUGGAAGCACCAGUAAUUCAACCACAAUUAAACCAGGAGAGAAUAGGUACAAAGCACUCAAACCUGAAGAAAAAUGUGUCUGAAGUAUCCAGGAACGAACCAGAGAGAGGUAUUCCAAAGCAAAAGACUGGAGGCACCCUGAAAGAGAACACCAACAAAGACCUCCUUGUUCAGGUCAGGUCACAGACUGGCCCAACCAAGACCCGCGGUGAUUCUGAUAAGAGAAACGCUGUUAAAAGGACAGACGUCUCCAGGCAGCAGAUGCCCAAACCACAGAAGACAAAACCACAGAAGACAGUCUCUGCUGAUUUUCUGAAGGAAAGCCUGGUUUGUUUAACCCAGGAGCAGCUUCAGCAGAUCCUAGAUACUGUGGGCCAAGCAGCCAGGGGAAAUGAGAAACAAGCUGAACCAGAAAGUGCUGAAACAAAUAGUGCUGCUGAUGCUGAGACUACAGAGGAGAGUAUAACAGGCCUGCUUCAGAAUAAUGGCAGCCGACCCAACACCAGUGAGCAGAGAAACACACUGGAACCUGACAAAGCUGAGAGUGAUGUCUCUUCUGGGCUCUUCAGUACUUUGGGGGAAAGAGAGCGUGGGAAAGAGACGCUGCAAGAGAAGAAGGCUCAGUGGAAGAAGGGGCUAGAUGAACAGAUGGCCCUGAAGAAGCUGCAGAAAGGCUUCCCUGAGGGAGUGAUGAAGGAGUAUAACCCCUGGGGCAGACCUGGGGCUGGAGCUCCAUGUAACACAUUGACACCAGUUCCCUUUGGAGGCAGCUCUGUUGAAGAGGCGAGGGUGAUAAAGACAGCCUUGGCCCUGGAGGACCCAGAGAAACAGGCUGCCACCCUGAGCGCCCCCUCUGGCAAGACCUCCAGCUUCAGCUCUCCAGAUCUGCCUGCUGCCAUCCGCACGGCCUUCAUACUGGGGGAAGCAACCCCGGUGGACCACGCUUUCAGUGCGAAGAAACGAGAACAGCAAACACUGUGGCUGGCAGAGCUGGACAGACAGAGGGAAGGGGACAGGCUGCGCAAGAGGCAGGAUAAACUGCAGCAUACUCAGGCUGAAGAUCAUGAGCGGUGGGCUAUGCACUUUGAUUCUUUACAAAAAAAGCCUCCAGUCAGCACAGGGAGACCUGAACUGGAACCCGAGCCUCUGUCCCUUCACCCUGAUCAGCUGGAGCCCACCCCUCCCUCCGUCACUGCCUGUGUUUCCAGGGCUGACAGUCUGGGGAGAGCCAGUGUGGACAGCAGUGUUGGGGGCACACAGAAAGCCAGCUUUCUCCGUAGUAUGACAGCUCUCUUGGAUCCAGUACAGAUUGAGGAGCGAGAAAGGAAGAGACUGAAGCAGCUGGAUCAUCAGCGCGCCAUCGAGGCUCAGGUGGAGGAGCGGAGGAGGCAGAGGCAGCGAGAGGAGGAGCAGAGGCGCCGGGAGGAGCAGGAGGAGGAGAGGAGGCUGCAGAGAGAGAGGGAGAGCAUCGAGAGACAGUGCCAGGACGAGGCCAGGAAACAGAGGCAGAAAGAGGAGCUGCAGACUCGGCAGACGAAUGAAUUGUACCUGAGCAUGCAGCGUGCCCAGGAGGAGGCGAUGAAAGAGAAGCAGGAGCAACGCAUGAGGGACCUGCUGCGCAAGGGACACGACAUCUCAAACCUGCAGAAGAACAUGGAGGUGAACAGCAGCCAGAGCAUCGCCCCCAGCAGCCUGGCAGGCUACCUGUGCGACAGCGGUGAGGCAGAGAGGCCUGCCAAGAUGAGCCAGGACCUCCAUUCCCCGAGAAAGGAUACCGGAGUGCAGACAGAGUCCUGGAUAAGCACAGCUGCACAAACAGAAUUUGGCUUGCUGAAUCGGGUUCAGGAACAUGCUGCAGUCGGUCCAGGCAGAGGGCUAGCCACUCGCACACCAGACAUCCCAGUGGAAUACAAGCACCCACCGAACACCAAGAAAACCAAGAGGGAUUCGAGACCCCCUGAUAGGAGAAACGGGAAAGAGAACGUGUACAGACAGGACGAUCCCUACGAACCCUUCUCCAGAACGGAGAGGAGGCCGGGAAAGCAGCUGGAGAGGAACGGGAAGAAGCCGGAGUGGAAUACCAACAAGCCUGGGAAGCAGUUUGUGCCGGCGUCGGAGCGCUACCCCUCGGGGCUGCAGAGGGAGCGUGAGGAGAACAGGCAGAGGAGGCAGCAGGAGCUGCUGCAGCUUGCAGAGAGGAACCAGCCCCCCCGGGAGAUCUCCCCCAGCCCAGCCCCACAGCCCUCACACAGGCAGGGCCAGCCUGCAGGCACAAAGAAUGAGCGUACCCAAAGAAACCCUGCACACACAGAACACAGGUCUCCGUCUCCCCCGGUCCCAGCGCUGAAACACCGCUUGCACCCCCUGCAGCACAACCCCAGUAAACCCCCGGCUCAGACCCAGCCCUCCGGAACCCCCAAGGAGCUGCAGCAGCAGGGAGCAGCCAGCUCGGAGAGGCCGCCCUCCGCACACUUCAUCCCCUACGUGCGCACAGACGAGGUUUACAGACUCGAUCCUGACGCCCCACUGUCCAGACCGUCCACGCAUGACCCCCAGUACAGACGGCAGAACGUUUCUGACCAUGGAAGACCGAUUCACAGUUCUGGUCAGACGAGGGACCCUUUACUGAACCCUGAGCUGGUAAAGAACAAAGACAGACAGCAGGCCAUUCUUAAAGGAUUGUCCGAGCUACGCCAGGGACUGCUUCAAAAGCAGAGGGAGCUGGAGACGGGGUUAAGUCCCCUUCUGAGGAACCAGGAUGGAAACCUCUCUCCUCCUUUUCAACCAAUAUGACAGACGAUGUGUCGUGUCCUUUGAACUGCAUGGGAGCCUAUUCACUGAUGUUUCAUCAGCACUAAGCAACACAACAAUCAGCACUUAUCCUGUACAGCGACUGUGAAAUAAAAACGCAAAACAUUACUCUCACUCUUUGCACAUUUUACAGGGGCGCCUAACAGUGUCUGUCCCUUAACUGAAGUACUGAAACCCCAAUCCGUUGAAAAGAUGAAAUUCUACUUGAGUUGAAUGUAGAUGUAUGUCAUUUUGUUUUCAUGUGAAGAUCAUAUUGUAUGUAUCAUAUGAGUUGGACUGUAAAUUUAGAGAUACCGUAAGAUAACACUAUUUAUUAAAAGCAUAUAUUUUGCCUAA